UUAGUCUUAUUUUUUUCUGUUCAUCAUGGGAUAAAACAUGACCUUGGAGCACCAUUCUACAGUAGACAAAAACUACUGUAUAAUAAGUAGUGGUGGCUGCCUCGACUUGGGAAAUUUACCCUCGUAGACCCUGGCAACACUUGAUACACCCAGUGACCCAUAACAAACAAAUUUAACAUAACAUUGGUGAACUCCCGAGAACAGGACCCAUUUUUUGGGGGGGAAAUCUGAUAACCUGCAGUAAUCAGAAAUAGAUGUCCACUCUUAAACUGUACAAAUAAGUAGGAAAAGAAAGUGCAACAAGUCCAGAGAUAAUCAUGAGUACCGUGGAUCUCCCUCUGACAGAGCUUUGUGUAUCUUAUGAGUCCCAGGGCCAGUUAUCGGGUGUUUUGGGUGGGACGUUUUCCGACAAAAAUCAUGGCCAAGUGAAUACAAAAUACACCCCUAAAAACGGCUGUGAAUUUUACACAGAAAGAUCCGUCCCAAGCUGAAGAGGGUAAAUGCCAAAAUUCGAAGAUGCCUCGGAAAAUUCUUCACUUUUCUGAUGGAGUUCUGGCGGAAGACAGCACAGAUGAUGAGAAUGAGAAAGAUGAACCAUCAGAAAAUAAUGCACUUCUGGAUCCUAAGACCUUAAACUGGGGACCAUGGAUGUAUUACUGGAUGCUUUACACGGGGAGCUCAGCACUAGCUGCUUGUGACUAUCUUGGUGAAGGCUUAUCAAACUUAUUUGGCAUUACAACACCAAAGUAUUGGUAUGAGAUUGAGGAGUAUAAACGCUGUGAAGAAGAAGCAAAGGCUGAGAGAGAGGAAAUAGAACAGGAGAAUACUGGCUGGACAACCACAGAUGCUACGCCAACAGCUGAUGGUGUUCAACAAAAAGUUAUAGUAUCCUCGGCUAUCCAGCAACCACCAUCACCUUCCCUUUCUCAAAAAGAGCCUGAUAAUGAGCUACAUAUUACAGGGGGUAGUGAACUGACUGAGGUACCCUGUUAUGCACCCUCUUCUUCUAAUCCUCCCCCUUCCUCCUCCCAUCCACAACCCACAACUAAAGUAAAGAUUUGGAUGUCUAAGGUACACAUGAACCAGGUCACUGAAAUGUCAACAUGGGUUUAGAUUUAAUUUAUGUCUAAAAGAGUACUUCCGCCAUCUCUGUCUGGCUUCUUGUCCAAACUAAUUUCUAAAUACAGUACAGCAGCUUUGUAUAUUCCUACUAAAUCCAAAUGGUAUAUGUACUAUUAAAUCAGCACUAAAUACUGUUGUGACAUGACAUAUGAUGAUAAUAACUGUUGGGUGUGUGUUAUUGCAUAUUGUGUCACUGACACUGUUGCUAAUCAUAUGUCUUGUGAAGUUAUUACUUCAGGUUUAACCAAUGGAAUGAUAUAGUACUAAUCUCUUUGGAUUUUUUUUUUUAAUGCUGAAUUUAUACAAUGGACACAAAAGUGCAUUUUUUUUUUUCGUCAUUGGAGAUAUGUAACAUAAAUAUUAGUAUUAGCUUGAGAUCCCUUGUGCAUUCUUUUGGACAGAGAGGUAUUAUUUAGUACAGUAAAACCUCGUUAAGGCGGACCCCGCUAAGGCGGAUAUCGCUUAAGCCGGACAAAAUUGUUUUCCUAAAAAUAAUUAAAAAAAAAAGGAGGACAAAAUUUGUCCUCCAAUGGCAUGUUUGCAAAAUUUCAAGAGGCCAAGGCGUCAGCAUGUGGGACACAGGAGCCCGAGAGUUAUCAAUUGUUGUUUAGAGAAUAUUAUUUCAUUCACUCUAGUAAUGAUACAACGUUUCUUAGUAUGUUAUCAAAGGUAAAUGCAUGGUUUAUAUAAUUUGUUUAUCACUGUGCCCAUCACCGUUUUCAAAUUAGACUACGAGAUAUGUAUUUCGAUCGUACGCCUGGCAAUGGGAGCCUGGGAGUGAGUGAGUGACCACAAGUUAAAGCGUUAUCUGCAGUUGUAUCUCUCCUUCCUCUCUGUCAUAUUUCACUGGAUUUACUGUUGUUAUUAUUGUUAUUAGUGCUUACUGAUAUAAUAGGAUUUAAUAGUGAUAAAUCAUGGCAAUGUACCUAGGUUAAACUCGUCACUGUAACCACCAGGCUACUAGGCCAAACUGUGGUGUUAUGGUUGUUUUUCAACUCGUAUUUUUGGGUGGAUAUUCGUAACUUUCUUCAUUUAUUUUUACUCAGUUACAUGCACACACAAUCUUACAUACAUAUUGUGAAAAAAUUUAAAGAAAUGAUUGUCCUGAGGGCAUACACAUAAAGGGAAUAUACAUUUCUUUGCACACGAGUUAGCUGGCUCAGUGAGGGAGGGGAAGACAGUCGCAGAGUGUGUGUGGGGUGGGGGGAGGAGGGGGUUGCUAGGGAAUUGGCGUGCCAGCUGAUGUUCGUUACUAUGGUGAAAUGGGGUAAUAUGCAAAUGGCGGCUGUGUUGAACUUUCAUUUGGCUUUUAUUUAUUGAUUUGACAAUACAUUAGUUUUUGUUGGUAUUAUUUUUAUUUAUUCCUCACAUUUCCUGGUACUGUAUACAGUACAGUAUAUUAUUUUUAGAAAACUAUGGCUGCAGGUAGGAAAAUACACACAAAAGAUUUUCCAAAAUACACUCUUCCAUAAGAUACGGUACCCUGUACUGUAUUUUUGGUGUUUUUUAUGUACAGUUAACCCUCACUUUACGCGGUUAAUGUAACCCGGAGGGUCCCGCGUAAAGUGAGAAACGCGUAAAGUGAAUAACAUAACA
Molecule: messenger RNA, 2718 nt
Organism: Homarus americanus (American lobster)
Lineage: Eukaryota; Metazoa; Arthropoda; Malacostraca; Decapoda; Nephropidae
Product: protein FAM177A1-like
Exons: 6
Coding region: 517-1113 (198 amino acids)
Source: RefSeq, a predicted model, not a curated record